This is a messenger RNA of Notolabrus celidotus (New Zealand spotty), 5364 nucleotides long. RefSeq names its product kelch-like protein 28. The record is from RefSeq and is a predicted model, not a curated record. Gene Ontology annotation, molecular function: protein binding. Lineage: Eukaryota; Metazoa; Chordata; Actinopteri; Labriformes; Labridae. The coding region runs from base 300 to 2015 and encodes 571 amino acids. The transcript has 6 exons.
CCUCUUCCGUAGUCCAAUAUGCUUAUUGUUACAUUUUUUGCAUCUGUCAGCAUAAGUCCAUCUAACAUCAGAUGAUUGUAGCACACAUCCUUGUAAAUGUAGCUUUAUUUUAACACCAGCGGAAGUGGGUGUGCUGAUCUGAUAGCUCUCUGUUAUAAAGGCUCAGCUGUAGCUCCAUGUUCAGGUUGGCAGUAGGUUGUUUUCCCUGAUAGCCGCCUGGGGUUCACUCGUCGCCGCCGAACUCCAUCACUGCAAAUUCGGUCAUUACGGCGGCACAACAGACGGAAUACAGGAUACAGAUGGACCAGCAAGACCAGUCCUAUAUGUUUGCCAGUCUGAAACGGCCUCACUCAGAACAGCUGCUGCAAGGCCUCCAGCUCUUGCGGCAGGAUCAUGAACUAUGUGACAUCGUCCUGCGUGUGGGUGAUGCCAAGAUCCAUGCCCACAAAGUAGUUCUGGCCAGCAUCAGCCCAUACUUUAAGGCCAUGUUCACAGGUAACCUGUCAGAAAAGGAGACAUCUGAGGUGGAAUUCCAAUGCAUUGAUGAGACUGCAUUACAGGCCAUUGUGGAGUAUGCCUACACUGGGACUGUGUUUAUCUCCCAAGAAACAGUGGAAUCUCUGCUACCAGCUGCCAACUUACUCCAGGUUAAGCUAGUACUAAAGGAGUGCUGCUCCUUUUUAGAAAGCCAGUUGGAUGCUGGGAACUGUAUAGGCAUUUCCCGCUUUGCAGAGACGUAUGGCUGUCAUGAACUGUGCCUAGCUGCAACUAAGUUCAUCUGUGAGAACUUUGAGGAGGUUUGUCAAACAGAGGAGUUUUUUGAACUGACAAGAGCAGAGUUGGAUGAAAUUGUGUCCAAUGACUGCUUAAAGGUGGUCACAGAGGAGACUGUGUUUUACGCUUUGGAGUCAUGGAUCAAAUAUGAUGUAACUGAGAGACAGCAGCAUCUUGCUCAGCUGCUGCACUGUGUCCGCCUUCCACUCCUCAGCGUCAAAUUUCUCACCCGCCUAUAUGAAGCCAACCACCUUAUACGAGAUGACCACGCAUGCAAGCACCUGCUCAACGAGGCCCUCAAAUAUCAUUUUAUGCCUGAGCACCGGCUCUCCUAUCAGACUGUGUUGUCAGCAAGGCCCAGGUGUGCCCCAAAGGUGCUGCUGGCCGUGGGAGGCAAGGCUGGACUGUUUGCAACGUUAGAAAGCAUGGAAAUGUAUUUCCCUCAGACAGACUCAUGGAUAGGACUGGCCCCUCUAAGUGUACCCCGGUAUGAAUUUGGAGUGGCAGUGCUGGACCACAAAGUGUAUGUGGUAGGAGGCAUCGCCACUCACAUGAGACAAGGCAUUAGCUAUCGGAGACACGAGAGCACAGUGGAAAGCUGGGACCCUGAAAGCAACACCUGGUCCACUGUGGAGCGUAUGGCUGAGUGCCGUAGCACGUUAGGGGUGGUGGUACUGGCUGGUGAACUGUACGCCCUCGGAGGCUAUGACGGCCAGUAUUACCUCCAGUCGGUGGAGAAAUAUGUCCCCAAGUUGAAGGAGUGGCAGCCUGUGGCACCCAUGACGAAGUCCCGCAGCUGCUUUGCCACGGCUGUGCUGGAUGGCAUGGUGUACGCUAUUGGAGGCUAUGGCCCGGCCCAUAUGAACAGUGUGGAGCGGUACGACCCCAGCAAGGAUGCCUGGGAAAUGGUAGCCCCCAUGGCAGACAAGAGGAUCAACUUUGGAGUAGGCGUCAUGCUCGGCUUCAUAUUCGUGGUCGGGGGACACAACGGAGUGUCACACCUGUCCAGUAUCGAGCGGUAUGAUCCACACCAGAACCAGUGGACAGCAUGUCGGCCAAUGAAUGAACCACGCACCGGUGUUGGUUCUGCCAUCGUGGACAACUACCUCUAUGUGGUAGGAGGUCACUCUGGGUCAUCCUACCUGAACACUGUCCAGCGUUAUGACCCUAUCUCAGACAGCUGGUUGGACUCUAGUGGCAUGAUGUAUUGUCGUUGCAACUUUGGUCUGACUGCCCUUUGACCCUUGGCCCAGCCAGCUAGGACCCUCUGAGAGACCUUAGACACAAAGACAUUUCUUUUUUUGUCUCCUCCUCCUCCCCCCACAUUCAUCCUCCAGAUGCAGAUGAGCACUGCACAUGGAUGUCAACACCAGAGGAGAGAGAGAGAUAGAGAGAGCCUGCUGGGCGGAUGGAUGUGCCGGGUUAGCUGGUCAGCUAAAUGGGGACCACAGGCAUAGUAGCAGAGAUGAGAAAGAACUGCAAGGUUGUGCUAAAUAGAGAGGAAGGAGAUGAGACCGUUUUGUCAUGGGACCCAGGAGAUGACUGCUCUACUGCUGCUGGACCACAACGAGGACUCUGAGCCAUUUCCCAGAGGAUUGUGGGAGAAAACUCGUCACUUUUGUUUCAAAAUAAUGUUAGCAGACAUUUUGUGUUGUCCUUCAUGCCAUUAAUUCUGUUGAACACUUAACUUUUUUUAAUUUCCCUGCUGCAACUGGAACCACGUGUUCAAGUUUUGUAGAACACCACAGUUUGCUGGUGUUUAUGUAUGACUACGUGUUUGUUGGCCAUGUAGCGUGUGUGUCCAUGUGUAUGCUUGAGGGGUACAUGCAUGUCAGAUAGGAAUGUUUGUUUUGGUACGUGUCCGUGUGCAGAACUGAUGCUCGGGCUCAGCGACGCAGGAGUUUUGCAUCUAAAUCAGUGCUUCACAAAGAAGAGAAGUUUCAAUCUUUCUAUUUCCUCCAAAAGGGCUGCCUUUUCUCUCCUGUAAAUAGUCUAAAUGAAAUAUAUAGAUAUGAAUAUAUCCUCUAGUGCAUUGCCUGUAAAUGUUUUCUGCACUGGGUCACUAGUGUACGUAUGAAUGUGUGUUUCGUUUGAUUUCAAGGGUCAGUGUAGAGGUGAAUGACAAAUCCUCCUGAGAGUGUUUGCCACAAGUCUCUGCUGCGUCCUCAGAGCCAUCAAACACCCCUGCGUUCUAUCUUCUGUAACAUCUCAUUAAGAUCAGGUCAUGAACCUGCUUCUCUUUACAAUAGCUGAAAUCAACCUUGGCUCUCUUUUCACCCUUUGGUCUGUACACAAUACCAACUGGUGCUAUAUUUAGGAUUCAGGAUUCAGCUGUUUGUCUGUGUUGCCUCAUACAACUAGGUCAACCUCUGUUCAGCCUCUACUGCAUUAGAUGUUCUAUUUAUGUGCAUUUUAAUUAGUACAUUUAAAUUCUCACAAUCAUGCAAUAAAACUAAGCCCUGCUGACAGAGAAAUCUGCGCUAGGAUAACAAAAGUAAUCCGUUUUAAAAUUAGGAUCUUGUAUGGUUUCAGUUUACUUUGGUCAUUCUUGAAUCAUAAGCUACCUGAGUUAGCAUUCCCCCUCUUCCACAGCAUCCCUGCUGCAGGAUACGAGCAUGCUUUAUCCUCUCAGAACCUGUUUCCAGCGCAGUUUCACCCACAGCUAUGAAUAUGACUUUUUCUGCCUGUAAUUAGGCCUGACACCUGCUCUUUGCACUCGACACAACACGUGUGAUUGUCAUGUGGCCUCGGUCUUGCUUGCUUGCAGGCUCAGGUAUGAGGUAAUCUGUUCACAGCUUCAUGUAAAGUGCCAAAUCCUGACUUUUUUCUUUUUUGCAUCUUUCCAACCUCCAACUCUGGAUGCAUCUUCCCUCCUGUGCCACAGUCAACACAUUUUUUUAUGCCCUUAUUGCUAAUGUAUUUGUGUUACAUCUUCCAUGACGCCAGAUGGAUGGAUGAUAAAGCACCAAGGGCUGUGCCGGACAACUCAGGCCAUGUUGGCGCUGUCACCUGUUCUGUGUUUUAGCAGGAAACGCCAGAGUGUUCCCAUGAGUGCAUCUGACUCCAGACUUGCAGAUGGAAUUUCUCUGUGCAGCCUAGGCUAAUGGCUACUGGACAGGUCGAGCAAUGCACAGCAAUAGAGGGGGCACUAGACGAGGAAAGGCUGGGUGUGGUGUGUCUUGUUGAGUGGCUGUUAACGUUCAAGUCUAGUUUGAGUUGCUUUGUGCACUGAAACUUAAACCGAACUCUGCAUUGCACUUACCAAACUAUUUGAUACAUAUUGUAGUUUGUACACAUGUUUUAGUUGAGGAUAACAGCAUUUAGAUAAUGCAAUAAGACUUCUGUUUUCUCUGUGGAUUAAAUUGUUUUGUGUUUUGUCUCUUUAAGAAGCCAAGGCAUCUCAUAUUGCUGUAACAGGUCCUAACAUGGCAUGUCAGUUUAUUCUCACUGAAACAUUGAAUGGUACCUCUGACUUAACUUCAUCACACCUGUGUUGUUUUCUCUCUUGUACAUGCUUGUUAAUCUUUUCAUGACUUUUGUUUUUGUAUUGUAACAGAUAGAGAUGAUUUGAUUGAAUUCAAGGACAGAUUUGAAGUAUACUCCUCUAAAACAUACACAGAAGUUAAUAGUAGGCCGGACAGGUGCUCUUCCACUUCAUUCUUGCACUCUAUCCUUGAUGUGUUCUUAAUAUGACUGAAACCAUCACUACAGACGGGAACUUGAAAGACAAUUGCCUUUCAAAUCGGUCACUGGUGAGAAAUUUAGUGAGUAGCUGAUCACCAUGUAAAGUACUUUACUUUGGAUUUCUGCUUUAUUUUGAAAGGAUUGUGCAAGGGUAAUUCUGCAAAUGUCAUUUUAUUUUAGAAAAGUGUGACUGAUUUUUUUAUGUUAUAUUUAUGACCAUAAUAAUUAUUAUAAUUUGUAUUGUUUAUGUUGUGUAACCUGAAUUCGCUGACUUGUUCUGUGUUUAGUCUAUUGUCUGAGACGUUGUUAGUCACUGAACAGCCACAGCACAAAUCACGCUGGCGUAAUUAUGUGCUGCCGCCAUGAUUCAUCCAGCAUCAAUGUUCUGUACAGUGUCAUGAUUUCUGAGGUGAAUACUAACUGCUACUUUAGUGAAUUUUGGAGUAACACUGAUGAAAAUCUGCAAACGUGAAUCUGCAAAAUGAAGGGAUGUUGGAAUUGAGUUUGUACGCAUUUUUAUUAAGGCCUAUCCAAUGUCAUGUUUUUUCCACCACUCUCACCAAAGUGCUUGUUCAAAGAAAGCAGAUGGAUGACUAACACCUGGUCUGCAACGGACUGCCACUCUAAUGUUUGUGUCUGAAAUGAGAAUCCUUUGAAACUGAUGUCAAUGUUAGCCAAAUGACCACUGCUUCUUUUACAUUUCCCAUAGUGUGUCUGAAACAAGGUGAUGAUCUUGAAUUUUCUAUCCUGUGGAUUAAUACUGGAAGUACAAGAUAACCUUAGGUGUAGAAACAGUAGCUUUUCACAUUUGAUCAUGUUUUGAUUGAGGACAUUUUACAUACAUUUAAGUCAGUUUGUGUGGUGCAGUUGUACCCAGUUUAAAAUAAAUGCCUGCCUUAUAAGGUA